UCAAAAUAUGGCGGAGGUUAUUUCUAUUGUAAUGUCUUUCCAGCCUUUUGUUUGAUCGAUAUAUAAUAUAUAAAAAGUCCGUAUCAUGUUACUAACUAUAAAUGUAAUAAGAAAUGGACUUUCCAAAGCCCAGUUGUAUGCUUCAAAGUUGAACAAAAUUAACAAAUGUGUAAUACAACAGACUGGUAUUCAAUGUAGAAGAAAUAUAGGUUAUGCUGUAACCUAUCAUAAUAUUUAUUCAAAUAAUGAUUUGACAGUGAUAAACUAUAAAUUAAUAUCGAAUUUUAGUUCAGAUAGUAGCACGCAUCCUCAAUCUGAACUAGAACUUUCGCCUGUGCAGUUUGAGAAAGUUUCUGAUGAAACUCUUGAAUCUUUGACUGAGUAUUUUGAUGAACUAAUAGAGAAAGCGGCUCAUUUACAGGAUGCAGAUAUAUCAUAUGGAGAUGGUGUAUUGACUAUCAAGUUUGGUAGUAAAUACGGUACUUAUGUCAUAAAUCGCCAAACACCAAAUAAACAAAUUUGGUUGUCUUCUCCAAAGUCUGGUCCAAAAAGAUAUGACUUCGUAAAUGGUAAAUGGAUUUAUAAACAUGAUGGAAAGUCAUUACAUGAGUUACUGAACAAUGAAAUACCAGCAAUUAUAAGGGAUCAAACAAACUUUAAUAAAUGUUCCUUUAGUGGAAAAGAGAGGGAAGCCGCAAUGAAGACUCUUUAAUCACACAUUUGGCGCUAAAAGUUAUAAACUUUAUUAGAACAAUCAGAUGUACUCUAUUGAAAAUAGAAAGUUUCAUAUUUCAUGUAUAUAUUUGAACAAAUUAUAACUUU
Megachile rotundata (alfalfa leafcutting bee) is the source of this 822-nucleotide messenger RNA. RefSeq names its product frataxin (gene fh). Gene Ontology annotation, cellular component: mitochondrion. Gene Ontology annotation, molecular function: iron chaperone activity; ferrous iron binding; ferric iron binding. The record is from RefSeq and is a predicted model, not a curated record. Gene Ontology annotation, biological process: iron incorporation into metallo-sulfur cluster; intracellular iron ion homeostasis. NCBI's taxonomy places the organism in Eukaryota, Metazoa, Arthropoda, Insecta, Hymenoptera, Megachilidae.